AUGAUGGGGAUUGACGAGCUCCGAAGCCUCUGUGCCAGUGCCUGGGACAAGCCUCAAGCCGACGGCCUCCCUAACAGCUAUGAAGAUGACGGCUCGCAUCUGUUCAACGAUGCCAACACCUACUUCAGACCCUUUCAAGCACCAGCCAGCCCUCCCAUGGAAUAUUCUGACUUCUCAUCCUACUACAACAAUGGAGAUACGAGCGUCUUGGACCAGUUCAACCAGUUGCCCGCCUCAAUGAUCAACCAGGAGCUCACCCUUCCCACCUUCGAGCACAAUGCUCUCCCCCAACACCAGGCUCCCCUCCAGAACCAUGACCCUCAGCAUGAAGCUCUCCCCCAGCAUCCCACUGACUGGGCCACCACAGAGCAGCACGACAGCUCCACCGCUAUCAACCGCUCAACCACCCCAGAGCUUCCCUUCACAGCCAACCUCUCCUCCAUCAACACCAACGGCGCGUACAUCGUCCCAGGCGGCUUCGCCUCCAAGCUCGCCUCCGCCCUGCCCAUCCCCUCCACCAUCCCCGCCGCCGAGCGCGUCGCCCGUGAGGCCGCCAUGCUCGCCAUCCUCUCCUCCCACAAGCCGCACCCCCUCCCGCCCCCCUCGCCCACCAUCAAGCGCCUCAUCCACCCCGACCCCUUCCGCACAACGCACAAGAUCCGCCUCGGGUCCUCCAAGAUCUUCAUCGCGCCCGUCUCGCCCAAGCCCGCCUUCGAGCCCUGGCUCGACGCCGCCUCCAUGCCCGAGGGCCCCGAGCGCGACGCCGCCAUGGCGCGCAACGACGCCAUCGCCGAGGCCAAGAACGACUUCGAGCGGAAGCGCAACAACACCGCCGCCACCCGCUCCCGCGACCGCAAGUUGCGCGCCGUCACGCACCGCGCCGAGGCCAUCUUCGCCCUGCAGUCGGAGGUAGAGUUCUGGAAGGCCCGGGCCGUGGGGCUCGGCGCCGGUGUGGGCGACUGGGAGGCGCUGGACGAGAAUGUGAAGCGCGAGAUGGUUGCGGACCACCGCUGGGACGCGCUUGAUUUUAGCAACGACGCGACUGAGGAGGAGAAGCGGUUGGCGAAGCAGGCCAAGGUGGCGGAUGCGGCGGCGAGAUCGAGGAAGGCUGCUUCUCGCAAGAAGAAUGGGAAGAUUGGUAAGAGAAAGGCGAAGGACAUGGAAGAGUGA
Messenger RNA from Colletotrichum siamense, 1170 nucleotides. RefSeq lists its product as uncharacterized. Bases 1 to 1170 code for a protein of 389 amino acids. Gene Ontology annotation, molecular function: DNA-binding transcription factor activity. The record is from RefSeq and is a predicted model, not a curated record. The transcript has a single exon. Gene Ontology annotation, biological process: regulation of DNA-templated transcription. Lineage: Eukaryota; Fungi; Ascomycota; Sordariomycetes; Glomerellales; Glomerellaceae.